Messenger RNA from Phaeodactylum tricornutum CCAP 1055/1, 1314 nucleotides. RefSeq lists its product with no specific name. The transcript has a single exon. Gene Ontology annotation, molecular function: kinase activity. The record is from RefSeq and is a predicted model, not a curated record. The annotation marks the transcript as partial. Lineage: Eukaryota; Bacillariophyta; Bacillariophyceae; Surirellales; Neidiaceae. Gene Ontology annotation, biological process: carbohydrate metabolic process.
AUUGGUGUCGACGGCGGGACAGAGUCCAUACGUGCCUGUUGUUUCGACGCCGAGACGGGACGCAUCCUUGGCCAAUCGUGUGCCGUUCCCUAUCCUACACAUCAUCCUCAUCCAGGCUGGGCCGAACAAGAUCCGCUUGACUGGUAUGAAAACCUCGGGCAGGCAGUCCGAGCCGCGGUGGGUUCCGUCGACUGCGACGGUGCCCAGGAAACCGAGAUUUGUGCCGUUUGUAUCGACACGACCUGUUGUUCCGUAGUUGCACUGGAUAAAAACAAAGAGCCGUUGCGGCCAUGCCUCCUCUGGAUGGACCAACGCUCAGCAUCUCAAACUGUUGAAAUUAUGGAACGAUGUCGGGGAGAUCCGGCUCUUCUUGUCAACUGCGGCGGUGAUGGACCUUUGUCGGCCGAAUGGAUGACUCCCAAAGCCCUUUGGAUCAAACAGGUCGAACCAGACAUUUGGGAUAGGGCCGAAACGAUAUGCGAAUAUCAGGACUAUAUCAAUUUUAGAUUGACGAACGAGAUGUGCGCUAGCUCGUGCAACGCUGCAUCCCGCUGGCACUGGGACGGAGAGCUUUGUCUCCUUGCAACAGAGGGUCAUCCUGGUAGACCGCUGUCUCUGUACAAGAAGCUCGGCAUACCCGAACUGGCUGACAAGCUGCCUCAACGAUGCAUUCCAAUGGGCUCGGUAGUAGGUAGAUUGACUCCGGACGCUGCAUCGCAUCUGGGCCUUCCUGAAGGUAUUCCAGUCGUUCAAGGCGGGGCUGACGCAUUUGUUGGCAUGGUUGGUAUGGGAUGUAUUCAUCCUGGACAGCUCUGUCUUAUUACAGGGUCUUCGCACCUGCACUGUGUUGUGACAGCACAGCCUACUACAGCCAGAGGAACCUGGGGCGCAUAUAGAGGUGCGCCGCUUCCAGGGGUCAAUUUCGCCGAGGGAGGGCAAUCGUCAACAGGAAGCAUUCUACGAUGGGCCAAAGGAAUAUUCGGUAGUAAUGAUUCUUACGAGGAUCUGGACAACGCAGCCGCAGCUAUUGGCCCAGGGGCUGAUGGACUAGUAGCUUUGGAAACGUUUCAAGGAUCGCGGACUCCAGUGACCGAUGCACUUGCACGUGGAAUAUUGAUUGGUUUGACUCUGUCACACACAAAGGCCCACAUCUGGAAAGCGUUCAUGGAAGCUGUUUGCUUCGGGACUCGAGGUUGUAUUGAGGGUCUAGCUUCCGCCGGCCACAAAUGUGACGAAAUCAUCAUCGCUGGUGGAGCGACUCGCUCUCAGACUUGGCUACAGAUGCACGCCGACGUAACAGGAAAAACGGUAAUU